Neocloeon triangulifer is the source of this 1181-nucleotide messenger RNA. RefSeq names its product bifunctional peptidase and arginyl-hydroxylase JMJD5 (gene JMJD5). Gene Ontology annotation, molecular function: histone H3K36 demethylase activity. Gene Ontology annotation, cellular component: nucleus. The transcript is spliced from 4 exons. The record is from RefSeq and is a predicted model, not a curated record. The coding region runs from base 290 to 1126 and encodes 278 amino acids. Lineage: Eukaryota; Metazoa; Arthropoda; Insecta; Ephemeroptera; Baetidae.
GCAAAAGAAUCAUUGCUGGAGGCUUGGAAUGAAAUUGAAUUGAAGGAAGUUAGCCCUCAAUAUGCUGAACAUUUGUAUUUGUAUAAAGAGGCUCGAGCUCAGUUUUUGAAAAAUGACUUAAGAAAAGCAGCUGAUUAUUCACGCCAAAGAAGCCACAAACGAGGCAGUCAACACUGGAAAAUUCAGCGAAGCGGAUGAAUCUCGUGCCUUAUUUACUCAAAUUGGGCUUUUAGAAAGUCUGAUUGCCAUUGAACGAGGAGAAAUCACCGAUGCUUUGAAAAAUCUAGAUAUGGUUCUCCUCCUUGGCACGCCAAAUGAAGGAAUAGCCAGGGCAGCUGACUUGGUGGCUGAGCAACUAUCCAAGGAAAAAGAUUCCAGAGAUGUCAACGAACCUUGGGAGGAUGACAAAAAGGACUUCGAGGGCUGGAAAAACUUUGAGUCUGUGGAGGAAGUUGAAUGUCCUGCUUUAGAGACUUUCUGGCAAAAAUACAUGUGGAAAAAGGCUCCUGUUAAAAUAACAAAGAGUGUCGAGCAUUUUCCAGCAAGAGAGAGAUGGACCAUGAAAUAUUUGCUUCAGGUUGCUGGGCAAAGAACCGUUCCUGUUGAACUUGGUCGAGAUUACACCCAUCCCCACUGGACGCAGCAGUUGAUGCCUCUUUGCACUUUUGUAAAACGUCAUCUUCUUGAGUCCUCUCCUGUGACUGGAUAUUUAGCUCAACACUCGCUUUUCGUUCAGAUACCUAGACUGAUGGACGACCUCCUGAUUCCUGACUACUGCACCUCCACGCCUGAUAUUAAUAUCUGGUUCGGACCAAAGGGCACAGUCUCUCCUCUUCACCAUGACCCCAAGCAUAACCUGUUGACGCAGAUUAGAGGCCAUAAAAGAAUUCUUCUCUUUCCACCUCAGGAAGAAGGUCUCUAUCCUUUUAGUAAAGAGUGCUUAAUGUCAAACACCUCUCAAGUUGACCCCGAGAAUCCUGAUUCGGAAAAGUUUCCGGAGUUUUCAAGUGCUAAAGGACUUUCCUGUGUGCUAGGGCCUGGGGACGUGUUGUACAUUCCACCCAAAUGGUGGCAUCAUGUACGAUCACUGUCGGCUAGUCUAUCAGUCAGUUUUUGGUGGGAAUAAUUUUGUAUACUAAAUUAAUUAAAAAAAAAAAAAAAUUGUAACAAUUAAUAAAAGA